ACACACACACGCGCGCACACACACACGCACACGCGCACGCGCAUACACACUGUGUUGGCUGUAAUAACACAUGGCUGUGUAAAACACAACGUACUAACAACGUUAGUACUCCGAGCGGUUACAGUCGAUGACCUGGGAGCAGAGGACAGACACUCGCACCUACUGACUUUCAACAUCUAUCUUGAUCUAUUAUGAAUAUAUUCCUGGAAACAAUCCAGGUCCUCCUGCUGUCAUUGUGGUACAAUGUGGAAUCCUUCAUCCAUCUCUUUGUGCCCCGGAAAAGAAAGAACAUAGCUGGUGAGGUGGUGCUGCUUACGGGGGCAGGUAGCGGGAUUGGUCGCCUCAUGGCUCAGGAGUUUGCGGCUCUUGGCACUGUGCUGGUUUUGUGGGACAUUAACCAGGAUGGGAUGAAGGAAACUGCCCGACUGGCUAAACAGAGUGGAGCCAGCAGAGUACACUACUACCUGUGUGACUGUAGUGACAGGAACGAAGUUUACAGAGUGGCUGACCAGGUAAAGCGAGAGGUGGGGGAUGUCAGCAUUCUGGUGAAUAACGCUGGCAUCGUGACAGGAAAGAAGUUCAUGGAUGCUCCAGAUUCCCUGAUUGAGAAGACAGUGGAGGUCAACACAAUGGCUCACUUCUGGACAUACAAGGCCUUCCUUCCUGCUAUGAUUGCCAACAAUCACGGACAUCUUGUCAGCAUUGCCAGUUCUGCCGGGCUUGUAGGAGUCAAUGGAUUGGCAGACUACUGUGCCAGUAAGUUUGCAGCAGUAGGUUUUGCAGAGUCUGUGGGUCUGGAGCUACUGGCGACUGGGAUGGAUGGCAUCAAGACCACCAUUGUGUGUCCAUACUUCAUCAACACUGGAAUGUUUGAUGGAUGUCAAACCAAGUGGCCAAGGCUGCUGCCCAUCUUGAAUCCAGACUAUGUAGUGAAGAAGAUCAUCCAUGCUGUGCUCACAGACCAAGCGUACCUGCUGCUGCCCAAGACUUUGUACCUCAUCACUGCUCUCAAGAGCAUCCUCCCCGUGAAGCAAGGCAUUAUGCUGGGCCAGUACCUGGGAGCCUUCAACCUCAUGGAAAAUUUCAGGGGACGCAGCCAAAAACUUGAGUGAGGUAGCAGAAUAAGAAGUGAAGAAUGAGAUGGAAGUAUUAAAGCUAUCCAUUUCAACCCCCCUUUUAAUCCUAAUCUUCCUAGUGUGUUGUUGAAAUUAUACAGCCCAGGACAGAACAGUAGAGGGCAACAAAUAAAUACAAAUACUGAUUGUCUUUUGGUUUCUCUAUAUCUUAGACUGUAUAAUCCAUCUUUUAAGCCUAAAAAUCAUAUUUAUGCAAAUGUUUAAACUACAUUAUCAUGAGUGAUUUUUAAAUAUGAUUUUAUAGAAAACAAAAACAAAAAUGCUUUCAAAGAUUACCAGGACUCUUCCUGAUCGAUUAUGGAAAUUUAAUGUGUAUGCAAGUGCUCAUAAAUUCAGCCAGCCAGUGUUCUUGACUGCUACUACCUGUUAAAGUACCAAUAUGGUUGGAUCACUAUACCGUUAAUACAACAGCCAAUAUUUCAAUGUCAUAUUAACAAUUUUAGGGGUCCACCAUGUAUGUUGGGUUUUAAGACAUUUUUUUUGUUGUUAAUCUGGUUCAGUGUCAUUUCACAUCUCACAAGUAAAGUGCCUUGGCCACGCACUCAUCCUCAGGUACAGUGAAGCGAACUGAGGUUCUUAGGUCAGUGAUACCUUACUUUGUGUUUAGCUGAUAGUCCAGACCACUCACAGCUCUUUGCAGUAAGCAGACUCCUACUGAACAUGAUCUACCUUUUUUUUUGCAAACAGCAAAUUUCCUGACUGUUCAUACAUUAACUGGAACUGUACUAGCUAGUAGCAUACUAGCCUGUUGGAGAUAGCAAGUAGGUGACUGGCGACCCCUCUGCUUUUCUUAUUGUUUCCAUAUAUUCGUGCAUUGGUGACAUUUUCCACCCAAGCAGAGCGCAUACUCUGGGUUACGUUUCUAUUAACUUGGGUUUGCUUUGACUUUGCUUAGUGUGAACACAUCUGAUCUUAGCUAAGCUCAUGUCGUCUGAAAACUGAAUUUCCAGAACAUUUUGAGGGCACAAAGACAAAGUUGUCCCAAACUGUGACAAAUGUCAGAUAAAUUAGCGCUAAAUUAGAGGCGGUUAAAUGGAAGCAAUAUGCAUCCGUAGUCUCCUAGUGAGCAAAGCAAACUUCAGCUAUAUCCAUAUCCAUUCAUUUCCUACUGUGUUAUUCCUGUCAUCAAGCUAAUGUUAAUUUGAAAAGCUACAGAAGGGUCUACUUUAUGGUUUACUUGCAACAUGCACAGCUGUGCUUUAACAUUACAAUUAUGCCUGCUAUUAGUCUUGUGUCUUGAUGUAGGUAAAACUGUGUCAGAAGAAUCACAGGGAGCUUGAAUAUCUCAGUGUUCUUCCACUAAUAUGUUCAGAUAUCAAGUACCCUUUUCCCUGCGGGUGAACCUUUUUUCAACAUUCAGAAACAACCUGAAGUCACAGUUUUUUGUUACUGUUCUUUUUGAAGUAAUAGCCAAAUGUGUUGCACUAAUUUCCGGACAGAUUUUAACAGUCCUAUGUUAACUGAUGAAGUACAUUUACAUGCACUAACAUUGUUUGUAAAAUAUUAUAUUAUAAGACUAUAAUAGACAUAUCUGAAUGCAUAUCUAUCAGGGAUCAUCUAAACUUAACAACGUAUUAUAUCAAUUGAGUGUAUGUAAUUUGCAUUUGACAUCUCUCAUCUUGAACAUGUAUUCUGUAAAAGCUUAAUUGUUGAUAUAUCCAUAUGGAACAGGGUCCAGCGUAUACCAGUUGCUUUAUCAUGUAAACCAUUAAAGAAAUCAGUUAAAGGAAUGUAGAGAUUGUUGUUAAGUAUGUAUCAAGCAGUACAUUUUCAGGGUCAGUCUCACAAUGUUUGAAAGUGAGCUACCUGCAACACUUAUUUAGAAAAUCCUGAUGAUUAAAUUUCUUUUCAAAUGUAAAA
Messenger RNA from Hippoglossus stenolepis (Pacific halibut), 2996 nucleotides. Its product is annotated as epidermal retinol dehydrogenase 2. Bases 192 to 1112 code for a protein of 306 amino acids. The record is from RefSeq and is a predicted model, not a curated record. Gene Ontology annotation, molecular function: oxidoreductase activity, acting on the CH-OH group of donors, NAD or NADP as acceptor. Gene Ontology annotation, cellular component: lipid droplet. The transcript is spliced from 7 exons. NCBI's taxonomy places the organism in Eukaryota, Metazoa, Chordata, Actinopteri, Pleuronectiformes, Pleuronectidae.